AUUAUCAACGCUCCCGAGUUUCUCUUUCUUCUCUGCCCAAUCUCCCGUGUUCACUCCCCGAGUCCGAGAUAGGUUUAGGGUUUUGAGAGCACAGAGAAAGCAUCCACCUAAUGGCGGCCGUGGAAUCUGUUCAGUGCUUUGGUCGCAAAAAGACUGCCGUUGCAGUCACCUACUGCAAGCGAGGUAGGGGCCUCAUCAAGAUUAAUGGCUGCCCGAUUGAGCUUGUUGAACCGGAGAUUCUCCGUUACAAGGCCUACGAGCCAAUUCUCCUUCUGGGUCGUCAGAGAUUUGCAGGUGUUGACAUGAGGAUUAGGGUUCGGGGAGGAGGUCAUACUUCACAGAUAUAUGCCAUCCGUCAAAGCAUUGCGAAGGCCCUUGUAGCUUACUAUCAGAAGUAUGUUGAUGAACAGUCGAAAAAAGAGAUCAAAGACAUACUCGUUAGAUAUGACAGGACGCUCCUCGUGGCGGAUCCAAGGCGCUGCGAGCCUAAGAAGUUUGGAGGACGGGGAGCUCGCGCUCGCUUCCAGAAGUCAUACCGUUGAGUGGAGAAAGAAGAACAACAAGGAGGAAAAGACGAAACGGAGAGGUGUUACUUAUUUGUUCGGUUUUUAUUUUUUAUUAUUUUUUAGUUAUUGCUUAUUGGAACUUUGGAAGUCAGGAUGUCAAAGCCGUUUACCAUUUUCUUUAUUUUGAGAGAUUUUGCAUAAACCUCUAUUUCUUAAUCUAAAAUAGUUUUUAUUUCUGGAGAUUUUUUACGGCA
Messenger RNA from Nelumbo nucifera (sacred lotus), 760 nucleotides. Its product is annotated as small ribosomal subunit protein uS9. Gene Ontology annotation, molecular function: RNA binding; structural constituent of ribosome. Gene Ontology annotation, cellular component: cytosolic small ribosomal subunit; ribosome. Lineage: Eukaryota; Viridiplantae; Streptophyta; Magnoliopsida; Proteales; Nelumbonaceae. The record is from RefSeq and is a predicted model, not a curated record. Gene Ontology annotation, biological process: translation; maturation of SSU-rRNA from tricistronic rRNA transcript (SSU-rRNA, 5.8S rRNA, LSU-rRNA).